AUGGUUAUAAUCAGUCGUUUAUAUCCCGAUGUUAUAAAAGUAUGUCGACCUUUAAUUAUUGAAGAUCAAGUAUUAAAAGUAAUAUUAAAAAAAUUUUACGAAUCCUUAUCGAAAAGUUUAAUAGCAGAAUACAGUGAAAGUUCAAUGAUAAAAUGUAAAUUAACUCACGUGACCGAUUUUCCAGACGGAACAGAAGAAGGGAUUUUUAUAGGUUUGGAAUUUUCCGGAAGGAUAUUUCGUUUAGUACAUACGUCAUUAAACGGAAAUAGAUCGUAUGUAACGUCGUCGAGAUUAUACGAAUUUCCAGAUGCGAAACCUAACGAAGACGUCACGAAGACGGCUGAAUACGUUGCGAAAUGCGUUAAUAAUUUCAUUUCCGGUUUCGAAUCGUACGAUAAAAAAUUAAUAUUGGGCAUAGCAUCGUCAUUUCCGAUGGAACAAGAUAAUUUACAAGAAUGUUUCAUAACAUCCUGGAACAAUGAAUUUCAAAAAAACGAAUGUAACGAAAAUUUUUUCAUGGAAUUAAAAGUAGCGUUAAAAAAAUAUCAGUACACGAAGAAAAUGUAUCUAAUAAGUAUGGUGAGUAACGGAACUGCAUGUCUUUUGUGCGGUUUGUACAAAGAUCCCUGGAUAAGAAUCGGUUUGUUUUUGGGUGAUAAUACGAACAUAACAUACAUAGAAAAAUAUGAUAAUAUGACGACGUAUUCUGGAGAUGGAUUAAGAACUCGAACCGCCAUAGAUGUUGGAUUGAAAAAUUUUGGAGAUGAUGGAAGUUUAGAUUACAUAAGAUCUGAAUUUGACAUACAAGUUGAUGAAGCAUCCAACGAUCCUGGAAAAAACACACUGGAGAAAUUAAUGUCGUCAUCGUAUCUUGGAGAAUUGGCAAGACUUUGCAUAUAUAAAUUAGUUUCAAUGGGAGUCCUGUUAAAAGGUUACAUAAGUCCCGGUUUAUCCAUGAAAGAUAGUUUGAAAACCAUGGAUCUCGCAAUCAUGGAAAUGGAUGACGAAAAUAAUUAUUUGCGUUGUAAAUCCAUUUUGUAUUCUUUGGGUUAUCCGAAUGUUUCCGAUUCUGAUUGCGUCCAAAUAAGAUUCAUAUGUAGAUGUUUGGCAAAAAGAUCCGCUUAUUUGGCGGCUACUUGUUUGUCGGCGGUCAUAACGAAAGUGGAAAUGAAAGACGUGAGAAUUAUAGGAGAUGGAAUGCUUUUAAAAGAUUUUCCUAAUUAUGAAACUUAUCUAUUGAAAAAAAUUCACGCUAUGAAAAGACCCACGACGAAAGUUUUUUUAAGAAAAUGUGAAAAAGACGAUAUCGGUACGGGUGCGGGUUUGAUAGCUCACAUAUACAAAGAUGGAUUAAUUAAAAUUGAAGAUAAACAUAGAGUUUUACCACAUUUCGAUAAAAAUAAAUAUAAUUUACUCGAUGUGCCUGUGACGUCAUGCGACGAUUGCGUGGAUUCAAAUAAAAUAAAAAAGAAAAACUCGUGUAAAAUUCGGGAGGAGGCGAUAGUAAGAUCGGGAAAAGACGAUGGGAAAAAAAUCGUUGGCGGUAACGGUAUUAUUAGUUCAUUAAAAAAACGUCCGAUGCUAGCGCCACAUUCAAAACAAACAUCACCGCCAUCUAUGGCGACCCCUCGAAUGAUUUUAUCAAAUACCGGAAAUGAAUUUUUAUUCGGUAACGAUUUCAUUAAUUCAAUAUAUAAAUGA
Pediculus humanus corporis (human body louse) is the source of this 1701-nucleotide messenger RNA. RefSeq names its product Hexokinase type, putative. Gene Ontology annotation, biological process: glycolytic process; glucose 6-phosphate metabolic process; intracellular glucose homeostasis. The coding region runs from base 1 to 1701 and encodes 566 amino acids. Gene Ontology annotation, cellular component: mitochondrion; cytosol. The record is from RefSeq and is a predicted model, not a curated record. Lineage: Eukaryota; Metazoa; Arthropoda; Insecta; Psocodea; Pediculidae. The transcript is spliced from 9 exons. Gene Ontology annotation, molecular function: glucokinase activity; D-glucose binding; ATP binding.